Microsporum canis CBS 113480 is the source of this 861-nucleotide messenger RNA. Its product is annotated as RTM1. Gene Ontology annotation, cellular component: membrane. NCBI's taxonomy places the organism in Eukaryota, Fungi, Ascomycota, Eurotiomycetes, Onygenales, Arthrodermataceae. The transcript has 2 exons. The record is from RefSeq and is a predicted model, not a curated record. The coding region runs from base 1 to 861 and encodes 286 amino acids.
AUGUCUGACCGCAGUCUCUACUUCUACAACGCUUCAUUGCCGGCAGCAGCCGUCUUCGCCGUCCUCAAUGCCAUCCCGGCCGCAUUCCUCUUCUACACUACAAUCAUCGGCCCUAAAACCGGCAAAUACCGCAACUCCUCGUUCUUCAUCCCCCUAUGUAUCGGCGGUUUCAUGGAAGUGUUGGCGUACAUCAUGCGCUGCGUGAGCAUUAAGAUGGACAGAGUCAUCCCAUUGUACGCCAUAUCAAGCUCCCUGAUUGUUGUUGCGCCCGUCCUUGUCUGCGCUAGCCUGUACCUCCUUGUCGGCAGGCUUAUCAGGGCAGGCCUUCCUUCAUCUGGAAAGCAGCAGCGCAUUCUAGGAAUCAAUCCAUGGUGGCUGCCGCGUAUAUUCGUCACUUCGGAUAUUCUGAGUUUCCUGACUCAGGCCUCGGGCAGUGGAAUUGCAGCAUCUGGAAAUUGGGAAGGGAGCACCAAAACAACUGGCGAAGGUGUUUUAAAGGGUGGAUUAGCCUUGCAGUUGAUCACUUUCACACUAUUCCUAGCUCUAGUCGCCCGAUUCCAUAGCCGUGCAAAUGCCGUGUCUAAGAGCGGGAUCGAUAGUGGCGUGUUCAAAGUGUUGCUGGGAAUAUACAUCUCAGGGUUUUUCAUCGAGGUUCGUUGUGUUUAUCGUCUUAUCGAGUUCAUUCUGGGUAUUGAUGGAUAUCCAUUCCGCCACGAAUGGCCCUUGUAUGUCCUUGAAGGGCUGCCUAUGCUAUUUGCGAUGUUCGCACUAGCAUACUUCCACCCAGGAAAGUGGCUACCUAGCGAACCGUUGAACUCGCAACCAGAUGCCGAGGAAAUGCACGGCAGGGAUAGAUAUUAA